Molecule: messenger RNA, 3628 nt
Organism: Arachis duranensis
Lineage: Eukaryota; Viridiplantae; Streptophyta; Magnoliopsida; Fabales; Fabaceae
Product: protein transport protein SEC23
Exons: 6
Coding region: 703-3321 (872 amino acids)
Biological process (GO): endoplasmic reticulum to Golgi vesicle-mediated transport; intracellular protein transport; COPII-coated vesicle cargo loading
Cellular component (GO): endoplasmic reticulum exit site; COPII vesicle coat
Molecular function (GO): GTPase activator activity; zinc ion binding
Source: RefSeq, a predicted model, not a curated record
GAAGGUCUAAGGUGCGGUGCCAACAACAAUUGCCCUGAGCAACAAUCCGAGGUUGAGGAGGUUUCAGUUUCACUGUGAGGAGGCGCUGUUGGUUUUUUAACUUGUCUCUCAAAAUAAAAUAAAAACCAAUAAAAUAAUAAUAAUAAUAAUAAUAAUAAAGAAUAAACGACCCCCUUCCGAAUUACUCACACAAUUGGAGAAAGAGAGUGAGGAGGGGACAUAACAUUCAUAAGCAUAGCAUUCCCCCAUUUUUCCGAAUAAUCCCUAGCUUGGUAUUUUACGGUACCAUAAAGUCUACAAUUUUGAUGUUCACCUCUGUCAGGGGGGGAUACCAGAGAAGAAGCUUCAAUUGUGAAGAGAUUUGAUUGAUUCAUGGUUGGUGAUUGGCUAUUCACCUGAAUUCGUUCAGGGAAGGAAAGAAUUCCCCCUUCUAUGAUGCCGAUUAAACCAGGUCAAGUAGAAUUUUCUUUGGAAAUCAUUAUAAUCUCUUUUGGGGGUUUAAGGUCUUAGGAAGGUUUUACGUUUUCCUCAUGCAAAUUCUGUGGGCUGAAACAAGAAUCUUGUUGAGGCUGGUCUCUGUUCUUUCUUGGUAUAGUCUUUGAUUUGUAUCACUCGUACAUUUGUAUCUGUAAUACUGUAAAGUUUACUUCUUGAUACUGGGUUUGUAAGUAUUGUUGCGUUUUGUGUCUGAUUUGAAUUUCAAUGGCUAACCCAACACAACCUAAUGUUGGGUAUACCACUUCAAACCCGGAUAGACAGAGUCCUACCCCUGACAAGAGUCCCAUACCACCCCCUCCACCUUUUGCAUCACCACCUAGAUUUCCUCCCCCCAUAUUGCAAUUGCAGCAAGAUCAAGCUUCUUCCCCUUCGGUUAAACCCCCAAAUUCGUCGUCCCCAGCCAAUGGAGUUAAAUCUGGCAGCCUUGUUCCUCACAUGAGCACCCCGCCGGGGCCUCCUGUUUUUACAUCGCCUGUCCGGCCGGCAGCUGUUCCUUUUCGCACAUCACCUGCCUCGCCUCAGCCACUUGCUUUCUCUUCAGGAUCAUCUUUGCCGACUUCAUCACCACCGCGAUUUUCAAAUGGAUCGGUUGAGUUGCAACACCAAGUUUCUGAUAGCAUAGAGGACCAUCUUCCCGCCGGGGAGUCAUCCUUUGUUCUUUUCUCAGCUCAUAAGGUAUUGAAACAGAAGAAACAAGCUAAUGUGCCCAGUCUGGGUUUUGGGGCAUUGGUUUCUCCUGGGAGGGAGGUCUCAACAGGCCCUCAAGUUAUUCAGCGUGAUCCCCAUCGAUGUCAAAGCUGUGGAGCUUAUGCAAAUAUAUAUUGCAACAUAUUGCUUGGAUCAGGUCAGUGGCAGUGUGUUAUAUGUAGGAAAUUGAAUGGAAGUGAUGGCGAGUACAUUGGGCAUAGUAAGGAAGAUCUUCACAGAUUUCCAGAACUAUCUUCCCCGAUGGUUGACUAUGUUCAAACUGGGAACAAGGGACCUGGUUUUGUUCCAGUUUCAGAUUCCAGAAUGUCUGCCCCGGUUGUUCUUGUUAUAGAUGAAUGCUUAGAUGAACCCCACUUACAGCAUCUACAAAGCUCCUUGCAUGCUUUUGUUGAUUCUCUCCCUCCAACAACAAGAUUAGGAAUUGUACUAUAUGGGCGUACUGUGUCAAUAUAUGAUUUUUCAGAAGAGUCAAUUGCAUCUGCUGACGUGCUUCCCGGGGACCAGUCACCAACCCAAGAAUCUUUGAAAGGAUUGAUUUAUGGUACUGGCAUAUACUUGUCAGCAAUGCAUGCCUCACUACCUGUAGCACAUUCCAUAUUUUCAUCAUUGAGGCCCUACAAGUUAAACAUACCAGAAGCUUCUAGAGAUCGGUGCCUUGGAACUGCUGUUGAGGUUGCUCUUGCUAUAAUUCAGGGCCCAUCUGCUGAUCUGUCACGAGGGGUAGUUAAAAGAUCAGGGGGCAAUAGUAGAAUUGUUGUCUGUGCCGGUGGACCAAAUACUUACGGACCUGGAUCAGUUCCUCAUUCUUUUAAUCACCCUAAUUAUCCAUAUAUGGAAAAGACAGCAAUAAAAUGGAUGGAGAAUCUUGGUCGAGAGGCUCAUCGACACAAUACUGUUAUUGAUAUUCUAUGUGCUGGAACGUGUCCCGUAAGAGUUCCCAUCUUACAACCUCUUGCUAAAGCAUCAGGUGGUGUUUUGGUGCUCCAUGAUGAUUUUGGGGAAGCCUUGGGUGUUAAUUUGCAAAGGGCGUCUGCCAGGUCAGCAGGUUCUCAUGGUUUGUUAGAAUUGCGCACAUCAGAUGAUAUUCUCAUAACUCAAGUUGUUGGCCCUGGGGAAGAAUCACAUGUAGACACCCAUGAAACCUUUAAAAAUGAUACAGCCAUUUAUAUUCAGAUGCUAAGUGUUGAAGAAACGCAGAGCUUCUCUCUCUCAAUGGAAACUAGGGGAGAUAUCAAAAGUGAUUAUGUAUUUUUCCAGUUUGCUAUUCAGUAUUCAAAUGUGUUUCAAGCUGAUAUAUCCAGGGUUAUCACUGUUAGACUGCCCACUGUAGAUAGUAUUUCAGGGUAUCUUGAGAGUGUUCAAGAUGAAGUUGCUGCAGUCCUAAUUGCAAAAAGAAGUUUGUUACGAGCUAAAAGCCAUUCAGACGCAAUUGAUAUGCGGGCAACAAUAGAUGAAAGAAUCAAGGAUAUUGCUCUAAAGUUUGGUCCUCAAGUACCCAAAUCUAAACUUCACUGCUUCCCAAAGGAGCUUUCCCUUUUACCAGAGAUCCUUUUCCAUCUCAGGAGAGGACCACUAUUGGGAAGCAUUAUUGGUCAUGAAGAUGAAAGGUCUGUGCUGAGGAACUUGUUUCUGAAUGCAUCCUUUGAUCUGUCACUCCGAAUGGUUGCUCCUCGUUGUCUAAUGCACAGGGAGGGAGGAACGUUCGAGGAGUUACCAGCUUAUGAUCUUGCAAUGCAGUCUGAUGCUGCUGUUGUACUUGACCAUGGCACUGAUGUCUUCAUUUGGUUGGGUGCUGAACUUGCAGCUGAUGAAGGAAGAAGUGCUGCUGCUUUAGCAGCUUGCCGGACAUUGGCUGAAGAGCUGACAGAAUUCCGUUUCCCAGCGCCUCGUAUACUUGCAUUUAAGGAGGGUAGCUCGCAGGCUCGAUAUUUCGUUUCUCGCCUCAUACCAGCACACAAGGAUCCUCCUUAUGAGCAGGAGGCAAGAUUCCCGCAACUUAAGUCAUUGACAUCAGAACAGCGAACGAAGCUGAAAAGCAGUUUUGUUCACUUUGAUGAUCCUAGUUUCUGCGAAUGGAUGCGAAGCUUGAAAGUUGUGCCACCUGAGCCAAGCUGAUGUAGGGCCAUUUUUGUGGUUUCAUUUUGCUGCAGCUUCCAAUCAGCACGGUACUCGUUGCUGAUUCUUUAUUUAGUUGUUUGAGGCGAAGUUUGUUUAGAUGAUGAUGUUUCUCAUGUCCCAAAAUCUUUCGCUUCAGUGCCAUGUUCAACUUCAUUUUGUUCAUGUCCGAGAAACAUCUAUGCAAUUGCAAGUUGCAAUUGGAGAGAAAAAUAGUGGGGCUUUUUCGUUUUGGUUGGAGAGAAUGAUUGUGGUGCACAGAAUUUUUCACAAUUUACAUGAACAAUAAAGGAUUUCACUUAAUUUA